GAUUGUUGAUUGGAUGUGGUCCAGCAACUACACCGCCGUCAUCACUUUCUGAUUGCCCAUUUACGCGUAGUAGUUUUGUGACGAGUACAUAACAAGAGGUACAGCUGUAAAAUAAGUGAAAGAACAUAUCGAUGGCUGAAAAGCGACGAUCCAAGAAACGUAAAGAUGAAUAUACUGGUCCUGGAGGAGCCGAACAGGAAUUAGAGAAAGCCACCAAGGAGGAGUAUAAAGUGGCAAAAUGGCUCAAAUCGAACGUACCUACAAAGAAAACAAAAUUUUUAAAUCACAAUGUGGAAUACUUUUCGUCGGGUCGAGCUGUAGAUGCAUUGCUAGCGUCAAAAUUUGCCCAGGGCGAUGGUUGCCUGUUUCCACACCGACAGGCAGUAAUUGAUUUUAUGGACGGGAUGUUGCAUCACAAAUUUUUCCAUCGCGCCAAGAAGGUCCCUGUUAGUGAGCAGGAACUGAGGGGAAAAAGUAAGAAGCCUUCGGAGAAGGAUAAAGAAAAAACCAAGGACGACAAAGCUACCGAUGGUGGUGAAAGUAGUCAUGCCGAGGGUACUGGAAAAUCAGACAAGGCCGCACUAGAGAAGGAAAAACGUAAACGUAAAAUCCGGUUGGAGAUGCACCCAGAGCAGCUUUUCGUUGAUGGCCACGAAGCAUACGUCUGGUUGUACGAUCCCAUUCCAAUGCACUAUUGGAUCUUUGGCGCUCUCUUAGUUGUCGGAGCAAUUGUAAUCUGUUUAUUCCCGCUGUGGCCACCACUGUUGCGAAAGGGUGUUUACUAUCUCAGUAUAGCGGCUGCCGGGUUUUUGGUGUUUAUUCUUGGGCUUGCCGUGCUACGAUUUGUAAUUUUCUGUCUUGUAUGGAUAAUGACCGGAGGCAAACACCAUUUCUGGUUGCUACCAAACUUAACCGAGGAUGUGGGAUUUUUCGCAUCGUUCUGGCCACUCUAUGAUCACGAGUAUAGGGAAAGUAAUGCCGAUAAGGACAAAAACAAGAAAAAUAAAAAACGAAAGCGCGACAAAGAUAGCGACGCGGAAGACGAUGCUGGAGUUGGUGUUAAUGUGCCACCCAAAAUAGACGAAAGCAGGGAGCAUGAGACGGAAGAAAGUCAACUGCGGUACCGUGGAAAAGAAAUGAAAGAUUCCAAACAGGAGGACAGCGAAAUUGCAAAUGCUAGUGAUGAGCAGGAAGAGGAUCAGGGAGAAGAGGAAAAGAAUUCACCCUCGGAGAGCGAAUCGGAAGGGUCCCAACGGUCGUCCACUGGAAAGGACUUCGAAAUGGUCGACCCUGAUGAUGUAAACAAUUCGUAAAGCACGAAACAAAGAGCUAAUCACGCAGAAAUUUAUAAACAAAACAGAAACAGACAUUUAUGUAGACACAUUGCACAUUAACAGAAGCAACCAUUUAUAACUGCUACCUAUGAAGGACACUUAUUCUAUGCAGAACCGCAAGUUUAUUAUAAUUUAUUUGUAGCCGUUUUUGUUAGUUCAAAAAAAUAAAAUAAUUAGAAGCUAGUGUAUAGCACCAGAGAAGCAGCGCAGUCCAAUCUGUGGCAUGUGAUAAAAUGACGCAUCCAUUCAAUGUAAAGCUGCUGGCCGAGAUGAGAUCUGAUUAGAGGAAACCGACAGCAACAGAAUCAUUCUCUAGAAUUUGGAAAAGAAAAAAUAACGUUAAAAGAUGUUUUUAUUUACAAAGUCCAACUUCGUCAAAAUUCCGGGGGAGGAUAAAUUUUGAAUCAAAUGAUUUGCCAUUUGUUUGGCAUAUUAAACAUGAAACUCAUUGAGUAUGAAUUAUCAAUAGUGCAAAGGAUUGUUAUACGACCGUUGAUGACGUGUGCUAUCGAAGGGUAGAUAAAUUUAGUCAUCAUCGCCAUUAGAAUUAUUCCAAUCUGAUUUUUAUGUUGGACCAUGGUGACUACGGCGGAAAAACAAAAUACCCCAACAAUUAAUCACUGAAGGGUAGAUCAACAUAAUUCGUUCUCCACAUCGAUAACGCAUUGUGCGCUGGUUUUGAAGAAAUAGUGUUUCAAUGGAAAUUUAAACAAAUAAAAAACAAAAAGUUAAAGAUUGAUAUACAUAUUCGAA
Malaya genurostris is the source of this 2087-nucleotide messenger RNA. It is a transcript of the gene Trp1, whose product is annotated as translocation protein SEC62. Lineage: Eukaryota; Metazoa; Arthropoda; Insecta; Diptera; Culicidae. The record is from RefSeq and is a predicted model, not a curated record. Gene Ontology annotation, cellular component: endoplasmic reticulum; endoplasmic reticulum membrane. The coding region runs from base 132 to 1313 and encodes 393 amino acids. Gene Ontology annotation, biological process: post-translational protein targeting to membrane, translocation. The transcript has 4 exons.